This is a messenger RNA of Scedosporium apiospermum, 1059 nucleotides long. RefSeq lists its product as uncharacterized. The record is from RefSeq and is a predicted model, not a curated record. Bases 1 to 1059 code for a protein of 352 amino acids. The transcript has 6 exons. Lineage: Eukaryota; Fungi; Ascomycota; Sordariomycetes; Microascales; Microascaceae.
AUGCCACCUAGAAAGCGAGCUGCUUCCACUACCAUAGACGAACCUCGACGGUCGCGUCGCAUUUCAUCAAAUGUGAAGAAGAGCAACUAUUUUGAGGAGGAUGACGACUCCGAGGACCCUCUGACAACCUCUAAUGUAAAGAAGCGAAAGGGCAAAUCGGCGCCCGCAAGUAAACGCAAGCAGGAAGUCGAUGACGGCUUGUCCGAUGAGUAUCAAGACAAUGCUGCCGACCAAGAUGAGGAUGAAGACGGGGGCGAAGAAGAAGAAAAUGAUGAUGAUGAUGGAGAUGAGGACGAGUUUGCCACCAAGGUCACCGUGGUCAAACUCGAAACCCUGAGGCCCGAUGGUGGGGUCGAGUACGCCGAUGACUUUGUCCAUAAGAACACGAUGCUUUUCUUGAAAGAUCUGAAGGAGAACAAUGAGAGGUCGUGGCUCAAAUCGAACGAUCGGGAGUUCCGGAGAGCUCAGCAGGACUGGGAGUCAUUCGUCAUGAGCUUCACGUCAAAACUCUCUGGCCUAGAUUUCACGAUCCCGGAGUUGCCCGCGAGAGAUGUCGUCUUCCGCAUAUAUAGGGAUACAAGGUUCAGCAAGGACCCGACGCCAUACAAGCAGCCUGGGAAUUGCUUCGUCGGCGGCGGCCUGUGGCAUCCCGAGAAUGAAUCCAUUUACAAAAUCCGAGAGAGCAUUGACGAGCGACCUCGGCGAUGGCGGCGCAUCCUCAACAACGCAGGCUUGAAAAAACACUUUCUUCCCGAUGCCAGCAAGAGCUCCAGCGCAGACGUUGCUCUGAAGGCAUUUGCUGCUCGGAACAAGGAAAAUGCCAUGAAAGUGGGGCCAAAGGGCAUUCGUGCCGAUCAUCGUGACCUGGAACUCUUCAAACUGAGAAACUACGUUCUGAGCAAGAAAGUCGCAGAUAACGUUAUUUUCGGGCCAGGUUCCCAGGAAAAGCUCGUAGACAUCUUUACGCCGAUGGUGCCGUUUGUAUCAUUCUUGAACAGCAUUGUUAGACCCGACCCAAACGUCGAUGGGGACUUUGACUCGGGCGACGAUGAGGAGUAG